UAGCACAACAUACCGUAUUGUGUUGGUGGUGCAACACACGUGUCAGUGUAAACUUUACGCAUGUCAAAGAAAAUAUUUUUUUUCCGGUACAACAUUUCAAACGGUUACUUGAAAUGUUUAUAACACUGGUAUAAAAUUAUCAAACGAGCUUACAACUUACACGGUAUUCCCUUGUAAAAAAAGUUCCGGUCGCUCUUUUAAGAGGUUAUCUUUUAUCCAGAAGAGUAGCUUCUGUAUCGUCCCUAGAAAAUUUUCCAUGGUAAACUGAGAUACACGAUCAAGAAAUAUUCAUUCAACUUACAUUCGUUGCCAGUGUUCAAUAUCAACUUGAACAAUGUCGGAGGAGAACGAGCAUACUUCGGAAGAAACCGAUACAGAAAUGAAUGCGGGAAACCACACUAAUGAACAGUCGAAAAGUGGAGCGAGCAUAUUAAACAAUGAAACUGAAGAACCUAUGUUAGAAGACGAAGAAAUGCCAACGUACAUCAGUGUAUCGAGUCCGUCAAGGCGCGAAGAUGCAAAUGUCAAUAAUACGAAACAACACAACACAAUACCUAUGGAGGAGGACCACAGUCGAAGUCCUUAUCCCAGUGAUGAUCAAGGAGGAGGCAGUAUUUACGUAUUAUCCUCGGGAGAAGAAAGUAAUCAUCCCUAUAAUGAUGAUGAUGAUGAUGACUAUGGGGAUAGCGACGAUAUGGAUGAAAUGGAGCUUGAAAAUGACCAUCGAAAUGUAAUGUUGGAGGAUGAGGAAGACGAAGAGGAGGAGGAGGAGGAGGAUGAUGAAAAUCCUUUGAGAUUGUAUAAUGAUGAUGACGAAGAUGCAAAUACAGAAUACGAUCAAGAAUGCUUUGAUAGGGCUUCUGAUGAUUUUAUCUUAAACAACAGAUUAAAGCAACACCAUAAAGAGCGAAGCUUGUCGUUACAGGACUUAAGUUUUUCUAAGACCAAUGUUCUAUAUAAUAAGAAAAGGUUUAGUUUAAAUAGUAGUAGACAAAAUUAUUUAAAUUUGCAUCACAAUCCUAUUACAUAUCCUGUUGUGCAUAAGAAACAAACAAUGCCACCUAAAUAUCAACAUGUCGAAAGCAAAGUAAAACGAUAUAUUAAGGAUAUAAAAGAACAAAAUAGAAAGUCAAUGGAAAAACGUAUGAAAGAACAAGAAUAUGUAACGAUCAAAAAGCACAGAGAAAAUGAAAACAACGACAUUGAUCCGUUAAAACCAGCAGUAAUUAACAAAGUCAUAAAAGAUUAUGCAGAAAAGGCUAUUAAAGAUUUGCAACGCGAGGAAAAUGAAAAUAAUAAAGAUGAUAAUUCAGUUCGUAAUACAGCGCAAAUAGUAGAAAACGGUGAUAAUAUCAAAAUUGAUAUUAGAAUACUUGGAAACCAAGCUACACAUAUUCAGAAGGAUACCGAAAUAAACAAAUGCGGCAGCGUUCAUAAUGAGACACGUGCACAAAAUUGUGAUGACAAAUUAACAAAGCAAAAUGGUUCCAUAGAUAUUAAAGUACAUCAUAUGGAAUAUCAAAAUACGCCUGAUCAGAAUGUAAAAUUGAAUAGCACGGACCAACCUUCUUUAGUUAAUGGUCAUCAGGCAGCACCUACGCUUCUCAAUUUACGUACUUUAAGUUAUGAAGAGUAUAUGCAUGGUAGUUCCAAUACUGGACAAAACAGGAUUCAAGAAAAGGCAAACGAACCUGAAGUGUACAAUGAGGUAGAGAUGAUGACUGUGCAAGAAAUGGGAAACAGUAACACAAGUUGCCCGCUAAAGAUCGAGAAUGUGAAAAGUAUCAGAACAACACAGGAUGUAUCAGAAAAUUUAAGUAUUGCGAAAGUAAGUAAAAUAGAGGGAACGAAUGCAGAAAAUAUCGAAAUAAUUCAACUUAAAGCUCAAUUUAAAGCUCAACUUUCUCAAAGAGAUGCACAGUUCAAUAAUUUACAAAAUGUUUAUCACAAAACGUUAGCAGAAAACAUAAAAAUGAAACAAGAAUUAGACGCUCUUAAAAAAUCAUUGGCUAACUAUGAAAGCAAAGAUAGAGCAUGUAAAACGAAAAUCGCGGCCGUGCAAACUGAAACUGUCGUAGAACCUACAAUCGUACCAAAAGUAACUGUAACUACGGGAGAAACAAGUAAUAAGAUAUCCAGUAGUAGCGUUGCAUCUACGAUAAGUUCUAUCGAUCAUUGGGCAGAGAGUGCUGGUAGCCCAGCUGUAUCUAUUAAACCACCUGAUCUAACACCAAUUCUUAAUUCCGAUGAUAGCAUGGUACUCACUGAUGGUACUCCAAGAAAAUUAGAAAAUCCAUUGUCUCGAGCAUUUCUUACUUCGUCUCGAAUAUUGCAGACUCUUUCGAAUAUAGCACAAGGUAAAACCAGAGUUGAAAGCCCUUUAGUAAAAAAUUCCAAGAAACGAACGAACGAGAACUCAACAGACCAAUUAUUAAAUUUGAACUGCAAUUCUCCGAUUCACGCUUCAAGUUCCAAAAAACGAAAAGCAACGGAUAUGCUUGGUACUUCCGCUAUUAUUCAGCCACAUAAAAUACCUCACACAACCAUUGAGUCGGAGAAGACAUGUAAUUCCGACACGAUCAAUACGGAAUUUAAAUAUCCGGAGGUGCAUACAAGUAUUAAAAUAGAUCAACAACAGAAUAAAUCCGUUAAUAAAAAUGUUGACAAUUCUACGUUUAAAGAAAAUCAAGAAGAAAAUAAUGACAAAGAUGAAAGUGUAAAAUGUUUCGUAUAUAGGGAAGACAAUAAUAGCAUAAAGAGAAGUUUCUUAAUUCAAGCGGAAGAUCCGUUGAAGGAUAAAUCAGGUACUGAGAAUCAUAUCCAAGAAUGUGGCCCAUAUCUACUGGGUAACCUCGAAAUAAGAAUGUCCGAAAUAAAUGGCACGAUUAGCGUUUGGGGUAAAGAAAUCGGUGAAAAAAUUACGAACGACAGCGAAGAUGAUAUGGGAGUGUGUAUGAAAUCGAUUGAAAAUAAAACGUGUUCUUGUUGGCAGAAAACGCCACACAGUAGAUUUAAUGGGAGCCCGCUUGCGUGUUCAACUAGUAGCAAGCAGAUCCCAUUGAAAUUCAAUAGAUCCAACGUUUCUCAAUGUUGUCACUAUUUAACACCAAAUUCAGUAAAAUCAUCUUCCUUAGUAAAUGAUGCAAGUGAUAAAAGACACGCGGGUAAUGCUUUCUCUCUAAGUACGUACAACCCUUCUGGCGAAGAAUGUGAUUCCGCGAAACAUCGCAAGGAAUGGCCGACGUGUAAAAAUAUCUCGAAUUUACAAGACAAAUUACAUUCCUGUAAUAUACAUCCUACAGAACGCGCAGACAAAGAAUGUAGCUGCGGCUCGUAUCAUGAAACACGAACGCAUGACGAUAAUCCCACUCCUAGUAAAGACAAAUAUCACGUUAAAGGAAAUCGAAGGAAUUCGUACAAAAGUAUGCCCUCGCCUGGAUCGAAUGGCCAUUUACACGAAAAUGUUAUGAACACUUCUGCCGAAGUGAGCGAAAUAAUUUGCAAGUACAACAAAACGUAUCGAAAUCCUCAAAACAUGGCGGAUAAUAUACCGCACUCGUCGAAAUGUUGCAGUGUCCAUAAAGACACUUCCUACAUGCAUAAAACCUCUUCGAACAACAUGCAUAAUCAUGAUUGUUCGGAAAGGCAAACAUAUAAUCGUAGUCCUUCCAACGAGGGCGAGGACGACCUUUUAAUUCCCGCCAAACGAUCUAAUGAAACUGCCGAAACGCGGCAACGAAGAUUGAGCGGCAAAAGAGUACGAGGAAUUCUUAUGGAUCUUUUAAGAGGAUGUGGAGAUUGUCGCAGCACAGGUACUAAUGGCGCGAGUAAAAGUAACCUCCAACACAAUGGGCCCUCGUGUGUAACAAACGUUCCUCCCCAAAUUAAAAUCUCUCGGUGCCCUACGCCCGAACCAUCAUGCUCGAAUACAACACAAUGUAACGAAAGAUGCUGUCACGCGUACGCGCGACGAAUCGAGUCUCAACUGGAAGAAUUCCGUAUGGAAAUGGAAAGAGUACGAUCGCGAUCGGAUGCAAUCCUCGAUAUGCUCAAUAUGCUUCACUCUGUCGAUAUGAACUAAUGGAACUAAUACGACUUCUAAAUAAGUGCUUUUUCCUUGUACAGGUCAUUACUUUAAUUUUUUUAAGUCAAGAUGUACGCACUAUCAUGAAUUUCCUUAUUUACCUCUUCUACUUCAUUGCAUAUAAAAAUUACAUGAACAAUUUAUUAAAUAAAGUACAUAU
This is a messenger RNA of Colletes gigas, 4244 nucleotides long. Its product is annotated as kinesin-related protein 4-like. The transcript is spliced from 6 exons. NCBI's taxonomy places the organism in Eukaryota, Metazoa, Arthropoda, Insecta, Hymenoptera, Colletidae. Bases 335 to 4081 code for a protein of 1248 amino acids. The record is from RefSeq and is a predicted model, not a curated record.